CUUUAUGCAAGUCCCAGUCGCAACCACAACUGGUGCACAUCAACCAUUGCCCUGCAAAUGGAAUUUGCUACAUGAGAAUGUACAGUUAUGCCGCUUGUGCUGGUAGCAACUUGGGUCUUCAACUUGGUUGUCUUGCUCUUACAUUUCGGGCUAGCAAACAGUAGUUGGAAUCAAAUGUGUUCCAAAUCCUUCAAGAAGCGGUACCUUUCCGACAUGGGACUACCACUGAUGCCAAGAGGUGAUUAGUGCAGAGCGAAUGCAUUCUAAGCAACGCAAAAUGUGUAGCUAUUGUCAUCCCUGCAUCCUUCACUAGCGUGCUCUUCCUCUAACUAGCUAUCUAUCUCUGCAUAUUGGGCUGCAUCAUCGAAUCAAAAGCACCAAAUGCAAACUGUAGCUGUUGUUAUUAACAACUGUUCUUCUGAACUCUGAUAUCAUGUAGCUUAGAACUCAUCAGCAAACGAUUCAU
This is a messenger RNA of Linderina pennispora, 466 nucleotides long. RefSeq lists its product as uncharacterized. The transcript has a single exon. Lineage: Eukaryota; Fungi; Kickxellomycota; Kickxellomycetes; Kickxellales; Kickxellaceae. The annotation marks the transcript as partial. The record is from RefSeq and is a predicted model, not a curated record.